AUGGACAUCUUCUCCAUCGGGACUCCAGGUUCUAUCGAGAUUGUGGAGAAAGCCCGUCCCGAUAAUCCAAGGCAUACUCCUGCGCGCUGCACGGAUCGCACGAGGCUCAGGGGAAACGCCCGUUGGGAAGACGGACGGAUGCUUUCUGGGCGCCUGUGGGGCCUCACCCUGCCGCACACGGUCAUCGCGGGCGAAGCUGCCUCGCCGGCGCUUGAGCGCUGA
This is a messenger RNA of Heterobasidion irregulare TC 32-1, 222 nucleotides long. RefSeq lists its product as uncharacterized. The record is from RefSeq and is a predicted model, not a curated record. NCBI's taxonomy places the organism in Eukaryota, Fungi, Basidiomycota, Agaricomycetes, Russulales, Bondarzewiaceae. Bases 1 to 222 code for a protein of 73 amino acids. The transcript has 2 exons.